This is a messenger RNA of Melozone crissalis (California towhee), 3072 nucleotides long. RefSeq names its product collagen type VI alpha 1 chain (gene COL6A1). Lineage: Eukaryota; Metazoa; Chordata; Aves; Passeriformes; Passerellidae. The transcript has 35 exons. The record is from RefSeq and is a predicted model, not a curated record. The coding region runs from base 1 to 3072 and encodes 1023 amino acids.
AUGAGGCUGCGAGACUUUCUGCUCACUCUGCUGCUCCCGGCCGGCCUCCUGUGGGGGGGCUCAUGUGCUCAGCGCCCAGAAAUCAUCACCCAAGUCUCCAGCACAGAAGACUGCCCUGUGGACCUGUUCUUCGUCCUGGACACCUCAGAAAGUGUUGCCCUGAGGGUGAAGCCCUUUGGGGACCUGGUUACCCAAGUGAAAGAUUUCACCAACCGGUUCAUUGAUAAACUCACCCAGAGGUACUACCGCUGCGACCGCAACCUGGUGUGGAACGCGGGCGCGCUGCACUACAGCGAUGAGGUGGUGCUCAUCAAGAGCCUCACGCCGAUGCCCAGCGGGCAGAGCGAGCUGAAGAACCGCGUGUCGUCUGUCAACUACAUCGGGAAGGGCACCUACACGGACUGCGCCAUCAAGCGCGGCAUCGAGGAGCUGCUCAUCGGUGGUUCCCAUCACAAGGAGAACAAAUACCUGAUUGUGGUGACUGAUGGACAUCCCUUGGAAGGUUACAAGGAGCCCUGUGGAGGCCUGGAUGAUGCUGCCAAUGAAGCGAAACUCCUGGGGAUCAAAGUUUUCUCUGUUGCCAUCUCCCCCAACCACUUGGACCAGCGGCUGAACAUCAUUGCCACGGACCAUGCCUACCGCCGCAAUUUCACUGCCACCAGCCUGAAGCCCACCCGAGAGAUCGAUGUGGAGGAGACCAUCAACACCAUCAUUGACAUGAUUAAACUUAACACAGAGCAAUCGUGCUGCUCCUUCGAGUGCCAGCCUCCCCGAGGGCCCCCUGGACCUCCUGGUGACCCUGGCCAUGAGGGAGAACGAGGCAAGCCAGGUCUUCCCGGCCAGAAAGGAGAGGCUGGAGACCCAGGCAGACCAGGAGACAUGGGACCUGUUGGCUACCAAGGAAUGAAGGGUGACAAAGGAAGCCGAGGAGAAAAGGGCUCAAGAGGAGCCAAAGGAGCCAAGGGUGAGAAAGGCAGGCGUGGAAUCGAUGGCAUUGAUGGCAAGAAGGGCGAAGCGGGAUACCCUGGAUUACCUGGCUGCAAAGGCUCUCCCGGAUUCGACGGAGCUCAAGGCCCGCCUGGACCGAAGGGAGAUGCUGGUGCUUUUGGACCCAAGGGAGCAAAGGGGGAGCCUGGGAAUGAUGGAAAGCCUGGCCGACAGGGGAUUCCUGGCAACCCUGGAGAGAAGGGAGCUCCUGGGAACCCAGGUGAGCCUGGCCCAGCUGGAGAGACUGGUGAUGAGGGUGCUCCAGGUGAGGAUGGUCCUCCUGGAGAGCGGGGCAGCAAUGGGGAGAGAGGACCCCCAGGCUCGCCGGGUGACCGUGGGCCGAGAGGACAGUCGGGAGAGCCAGGACCACCUGGUGACCAAGGGCGGGAAGGACCCCUCGGUCCACCUGGCGACCAGGGUGAGCCUGGACCUUCAGGACCCAAAGGCUACAGGGGAGAUGAUGGCCCCCCCGGCAGUGAGGGUCCAAAGGGAUUGCCUGGAGCACCUGGGCUGCCUGGGGACCCUGGGCUGAUGGGAGAAAGGGGGGAGGAUGGUCCUCCUGGGAAUGGCACAAUUGGAUUCACAGGUGCCCCAGGGCAGCCAGGAGACAGAGGCAACCCUGGCACUAACGGAACAAAAGGCUACGUCGGACCUAAAGGUGACGAAGGGGAAGCUGGCGACCCUGGCAAUGAUAACCUGACCCCUGGGCCCAGUGGCAUCAAAGGAGCAAAGGGUCACAGGGGACGUGAAGGUCCCCCGGGACCACCAGGACCCGUGGGGCCUCCAGGACCAGAUGAAUGUGAAAUCUUGGACAUCAUCAUGAAGAUGUGCUCUUGCUGUGAGUGCACCUGUGGUCCCGUCGACCUCCUGUUUGUGUUGGACAGCUCAGAGAGCAUUGGCCUGCAGAACUUCCAGAUUGCCAAGGACUUUAUCAUCAAAGUCAUCGACCGCCUGAGCAAGGAUGAGCGGGUCAAGUUUGAAGCUGGGGAGUCCCGUGUGGGCGUUGUGCAGUACAGCCAUGACAACACGCAGGAGCUGGUGGCCAUGGGGGAUGCCAACAUCGACAACAUCGGCGCGCUCAAGCAGGCAGUCAAGAACCUGCAGUGGAUUGCUGGGGGCACCUACACUGGGGAGGCCCUGCAGUUCACCAAGGACAACCUGCUGCGGAGGUUCACGUCCGACAAGCGCGUGGCCAUCGUCAUCACAGACGGGCGGUCCGACACGCUGCGGGACCCCACCCCGCUCAACUCCCUGUGCGACGUCACCCCGGUGGUUUCCCUUGGGAUUGGUGACAUUUUCCGGAACCCUCCAAAUCCAGAUCACCUGAAUGACAUUGCUUGUUUAAGCAGACCAACCAGGCCAGGACUGUCCAUUCAAAGGGACAACUAUGCUGAGCUCCUGGAUGACACCUUCUUGCAGAACAUCACGUCGUACAUCUGCCAAGAGAAAAAAUGUCCUGACUACACCUGCCCAAUCACCUUCACCGGGCCAGCCGACAUCACGCUGCUGGUGGACAGCUCCACCAGCGUGGGGAGCAAGAACUUCGAGACCACCAAGAAGUUUGUGAAGCGGCUGGCAGGGCGGUUUCUGGAGGCCAGCAAGCCCACCGACGACUCCGUGCGCAUCUCGGUGGUGCAGUACAGUGGCCGGAACCAGCAGAAAGUGGAAACUCAGUUCCAGUACAACUACACAGUUAUUGCCAAGGCCAUUGACAACAUGGAGUUCAUGAAUGAUGCCACGGACGUGAAUUCUGCUCUGCAGUUCAUCACAGAGCUGUACCGGCGUUCUGCCCGCGCUGCGGCCAAGAAGAGGGUGCUGGUGUUUUCUGACGGACACUCCCAAGGGAUCACCGCCAGGGCCAUUGAGAGGGCUGUGCAGGACGCACAGAAGGCUGACAUUGAGAUCUAUGUGCUGGCAGUGGGAAGCCAAGCCAAUGAGCCCAACAUUCGUGUCCUGGUCACAGGGAAGAGUGCAGAUUACGAUGUGGUUUAUGGGGAGCGGCACCUUUUCCGUGUGCCUGAUUACACCUCUCUGCUGCGUGGUGUCUUCUACCAAACUGUGUCCAGGAAGAUAGCUGUUGACUGA